AGUGACGCGAACCGUGGCCGCACGUCCCGUCGCGAUCGCUCCCGAAAAACACGCGAGUUCAAGUAAUGUGAAAUAAGUGAAUACUUUGGUGAAAGAUAAUAAAGUUCUGAAUAAUGUGACAUAUGUACAGUGCAGUGAAAUAUAGUUAUUAACAAUGCUGUUGUUAUUAGUUGGCAUGUUUAUUGCCCGCAGUGUAUCGCACACGAUCACAUCACUAGAAGUGCCUCUAUGGGCAGACCCGAGGCGCGAGGCAGAGCUCCGAUGCCAGUACAUGAGGCAACAGCACGAGCCUCCACUGCACUCCGUCAAGUGGUACCGAGAUAUGCACGAGAUCUUCCGAUAUACACCGCAGGAGCUAGAAACACGAGCAUUCAACAGCACGGAGAUAUCAGUGACGAACAGCUCAUGUGACCCCGAAGCGUGUGUGAUCACGGUUAGGCCGGAGCGAGGGACUGCUAAGUACACGUGUGAAGUCUCCAGUGAGGGACCACGGUUCGCGGUCGACAAGCGAUCCGCUAAUAUGACCCUGGCUGUGAUGCCAGAAUACGACCCCCUGAUCACGGGUCUACCCACACUCGUGCAGGUGGGGGAGCAGGCGCUCGUCAACUGCACCUCCGACUACUCCUUGCCGGCUGCCACCAUCGACUGGUUCGUGGAUUCAGAACCGCAAGAGGAUCCGCUAAUAACUCCAGACACGGUAGUCUCGGGUGCCGACGGAGAUGGUCUCCGGGCAUCUUGGCGGACCCUCCACGUGUACCCAGACGACUACCCGACGCACCGCGGGUACCUAGCUCUGCGCUGUCGGGCGACGAUACCGACGCGACCGCCGCACGUGCGCAGCAUGUCGGUGCGCCUGUAUGUGGCGGCGAGGCCCCAUAUAUCUUCGUAUAUGUUUAGUAAAAAUAACGCUGUGCCCAGCAGUAGUUCCCGGCUGCGCGCACGCAUAGAGACAGCGGUAUGGACGUUGUUACUGUUAGUGAGAAGACAAGUGCCUUCGCUAGUUAAGUGACACUAGUGUGUGUGACAUACGGACAAGUGAGCUGUGAGUGUUAUGAUUUCUGUUGCCCGGUUAUACGUGUCUGUGUUGGUCGUGGUUAAAACAUAUUUUUUUAUUUACCCUGAUAAGGUACGGUUUUCAUUUAUUCUAAUAACUAUUAAAUUCUUCAUGAAAAACUAUUUACAUUUGUUUUUGUCUUUGUUGUAUCACACAAUACACAUACUCGUAAUCAACCAAUUUCAUUCAGGGGAUUGACUCGCGUUCUGAGGAAAUUUCUUCACGCACCCUGAAAAGAAAGAAAGUAGCUUAAAGCCUCACUCGAUAAAGGGGAUAUUUUUCAAAUCAGACCAAUAGUCCAGUAUUAGCGCGUUUAAGCAAACAAACUCGCCUUUAUAAUCUUAGUGUAGAUUCUUUUAAACUUUCCCAUGUAGAUCUUUUAAAACCUCGAUCAACUCAGUAGACUUUGGACUAUCUAAUAAUAUGAAACCUGAAACAAAUAUCACGCAAACAAAAUGUUCGACAGACACUAGUUAACAAUCAUUAAUGAACCGCUUAAGUAAUUAUAAUCCGAAACAAUAGUGUUUUGUGGAGAUAGUAAGUUUGAAGCCCACUCAAUUACGCGGUGGUUUACCUACUCAAAUGUAUUCACUUUAUAAGAUGAGUUACUUCAAUUUUAUAUAGGCACCCGGUUUCAAUUAGGUUACCCUGGUUCUUAUAAAUAAGAAAUGUUUCGUUUUACUUCAACACACCAGCUUUCGACGUUUUAAAAACCAAAUACCGUUCGUAAGCUAAACGAGUCGUUUCAUUUUAGAAACGGCGUACGGAUUGUUUUCGGUUUAUUGGGUUCAAUGUUUUUGAUGGUCUAUUUAUUGGUCUCAAAUGCAACUUUGUUUAGAUUCUGGGUUCCGAGAUUUUAUAGUCGGGUAGUGAAUUGAGUUUUUCAAUUUAAAAUACUAUUUUGGAGUCAUAUUUUAAAUUGCAUUAUUUAACUCAAGAAUAACAUACCAUUUUAAAUUACUAAUACUAUAAAAUUGAAAGAGUUCGUUCGCUUGCUCGAAUGAGCUAAUCUCACGAACUACUAAUCCAAUUUGAAAAAUAAUUUCAGUAUUAGAUAGCAUAACCUAUUUAUUGAGAAAGGCUAUGGGUUACUUUUAUCCGUUCCCACGAAACGUGGGUGAAACCGCGUGCAAAUGUUUGUUGUGCGUUAUAUUUGUAUAAACAAUUGUAUAUAAUAAAAUGACCUACUACCAACACACACACGUCUCGUAUAAGUUAAAUGUAAAACAAAGUAAUUUAUAUUAUGCUGUGAGAUAAUCUGUUUGUAAUAAUUAUGUAAAGAUAUAAAAUAUAUUUUUAAUGAGGCUAAAGAAACACUUAAUUAAAUCUGUUUGGUAAUGAGCACGCGAACUCUAAUAUUCUAAAUUAGAUAAAGUUACAAAAAUUAUAUCAAGUCCUUUGCUCAAUUGUUAUUUAUUAUAUUAAUUGAUUUUAUGGGAGAGCACUACUUCCAGUUUAUACUUUUGUCAGAAAGAUAGAAAACCAUCUAAGAAAUACUUACCAAUUUCUUAUAAUUUCUCCUAAAAUCGACGUCCAAAUUCAUAAUAUUUUUGACUCUCGGUAGUAUCUUUCAGCUAAAAUAAAAGCUUGUAAAAUAUUUCCAUCUGAUAACGGGAUUCGUAAUAAACCCUCGCAAAGCAUUUGGUUUCGUCUUACUACCACAUUUUACAUUACAAAAUGGCCAUAAUUAUUCCAAAUCCGUAGUUUAUGGCGUUCUGCCCCGUGUAAGUUGCCAAACCACAUAAAAAUGUAAGUAUAGCUAGGUUGAAACUUGGCCAGUAUUUAGUUGCGUAAUGUACGUAUUUUUUGCAAAGAUAGCUUUUAUUUGGAUUAAACGAAUGUAGUGUUAUAAAUUUAAUAUCCAAGUAUUUUUUUUUUUUUUUGGUCAUGAUGUUUUGAUGUAAUACCUUAUUAGAAUCUCUACACCUGUUAUGUUUCUAAAAGUUUAUGUGUAUAGGGAAUACGUUUUUAUGGCUAAAACAAGAAUAAAGCCAAAACAUUAACUUUUGCAUUUUAUUUUGCGAAAACGUUUACGUUUUAUGAAUAUGUAACAUCUACGCAAGCCGCUGUUAGCAUGCAUUCAUAGCUUUUACAAUAUUCAUAUUUUUCAACGGUUCUGAAUUUCUAAAUUCCUCGAUCAAUAUGUGGGAUACUAUAUUUUUUACAACCAACUCUUUUGAACAAUUACGGAUAAAUGAAAUUCAAACCAAAAUGUCCACAGAAUCUCUACAGAAAAUAUUUGACUUUAAAGAAUAGAAUUUACACCCACAAUUUUGUGAAAAAUCUUUCCAUUUCGAAACUUUCAAUACACCUAUCAAGCUAUUCUUGAAAAACUUCAAAAGACCCCAGUGGGACGUGACAAGACUGAACUGGAAAUAGUGCUACCCUUUGUUAACACCCCACAGACUUCAAGUCGCCUCUAGAUAGAAUAUAAUUGUAAAUAAAAAUCUUUAGAACCUAAAGGAACUCCGAAGAAUUGAGAUUAAACCUUUCUUUGCAAUCCACUGCGUUCUCCAAUUGCUUUUCUGUUGAUUAGCUCGUAUAAAGCGAGCAAUGGACUGCGAACAUUAAAUUGAAAUUGUACUUUUGUUUUUGCGUUUUGAAGUUUCGUUUUUUGUUGGGUACGGCGAAAUAAAUAAACAGCUAUAAAUAUUAAAUUUAGGUAUUCGAGUCAACACGGAGUUGUUUGUGGUUAAAGAUGGAGUAUUUAUGAUAAAAGUGGGAGUUUUGUAUCGUUUGUGGCCCGGUUUUGUUUUAACUGUAAAGUCGCAUUAUGCCCACGAGUACUUCUGAGGAAACCACAGUGCGACGAAGAGCCACCACAAACCGAAUUCGCUUGUAAACGCAAUGCGUGGUAGAAAUAACUUCAGAUUUUGUUUUUAUUCGUUUUAUUUACAAGAAUGUAUUAAAAAAAAAUAAGAUAAUUGAAGGUAAAUAACAUAUAGGUACGUAUGUUGACACAGUAACCUUCCAGCUCUGGAAAAUUAUGGAAUUGCUAAUUAUGAAAAUGUUGAAAUAGCAUGAGACAUGCGAAAAUAAGUACUCUAGUUAAAGAAGAAUGUUGGUGAACAUUCCACUGUAUUAUUGUAGGUGUGCUGAAGUUUUCAAACGAAAGAAAAUCUACCAUUUUAGUUUGUCCACUUUCCUGGAAAUUAAUACAAGAGUGUUAUUUAAUAAUUUUACCACCCAGUUUUCUUACUAAUAUUUUUACGUGGACUGUACUUAAUAAAAUAUAAAUUACGUUAAAAUAUUACUAUCAAAUUAGGUUGAAAAUAUCGUAAUAUUUUUUGAAAAUGCAUGCAAAUAUAAUUUGUAAUGCAUAUAAUGAAUGUGAGAGAGGUUUCUACCACGCAUGAGCAUCGUAACGACAGUGUGAUACUGAACAUGUACAUUUAAUUUGUAAAUAUAUAAUUAAGUGGACGUGCCAAUUUGUUAAUAAGCUACAAAUCACGUUAUUUGUUUCAAUCCAAAAUAUUUAUUGAAGUUUUCAUAUUUUGCAUUAAUGUUGUCAAUUUUAAAUUAUGUUGGUGUACUCCCGGGUUUUGUGCAAACAAACCUUAAUUAUUGAAACGAAUAUUAUGCCAAUUAAAUUAUUCUCAGGCUCUGACAAAAAUGAAUUAAUAAGUUGCUUAAUUAUUAUGACUAUUAUAAUUUCUAUGGUAAUAAAAUGUAAUGGGGCUAGUUUAUUCAUUUUUAAAUUAAUGUUUUAAUGCUCUGUGGUUAAUAAAAUCUUUCGUGUUUAUUAUUUAUGUGGCAGUUUAAUGAAAAUUUUCACUGCGAAUUAAAUCAACUGCCUGUAGGUAAUUCUCGAGAAAAUAAACAAACAAUUCAGCCUAUCGAAUAGUUCAUACCUCAUUUAAUACAUCAGUACCCAAAUGUUUCCUAAAUAAUGUAAGUUUUCUAAAAAAAGUUAACUUAUGAAUUUUCCCACAUUAGCAUACAAAAUUGGUACUCCAGGAACAGAUUGUAAAAGAUACCGCUGGGAAGCAAUUUAUUGAGGUACUUAGGAAAAAGGCGAGUUCAGACGCGACUCCUCGACUGCUAAACUCAAUUUGAUGCAGGACUGCAAGAGUCGCCAGGGAUGCUCUGCAUCAGAUAAUCUGAUUGUGUUCGUUACCGCAAACCGAUGUCUUAUGAAUAAGACUUUAUGUCCUGUCUUCUUUGGUAAUGCUGAAAAAGGUAGACUGUCUAUUUGUUUGUAAGUCCGUUAUAUUCAAGAUUUAAUUUUAUAUGAUAAUACAGAUGAAUUGAAAUUAUUCUCUCCAUUUUUGGAACUCGGUUAAAAUAACCGGGACAUGUCAUAGAAUACUGUUGGAUUGUGGUGAAUUUUAUCAAGAUAGUUGUAAAUUCGGGGUAUAAGUAUUUUAUUUUGUUUACAAGACUAGCUUUAUCUGACCUUGUAAUAAAAUUACUGGCCUUUAAUUCUAUACAUUAAUUAGAAUUAGGGUUGUCGUGAUACCAUUCAUCUUGCUAAAUCCCGAUAAGAAUGAGAUUCAAAGGCAUACCACAGACUUAUGAAUAGAUAGAGAAGUCUGGAUGAAAAUACAAAAUAGAUAAAUGUAAUAAAAAUAUCAUUUUGAAAUGUAAUGUUUAUACUAACAAGGUUAUUUACGUUCCUGUUAUUUUUUAGAAAGUUACCAUAAACUAUUUAUGUGUAGGUAUACAUACUAGCAAUAACAGAGUUUUAGAAUAAUUUUGUAAAUUACAAUUAUUGUUUUCUGUAUUAUGAAUUUGUACCUAUAAGUACUUCGAUACUUUGCUUCGGUUGCUCAUUAUAUUUUAUAACCGUCUGUCCUCAAAGUCUAUUAAUGUUCUUGUUUACUUUACAGGCCUCGAUAAUAUUAAUUCAAAAAAAUAGAUAUCAGAACCACUAGACUGUAACUAAAAUAAAUUAUUUUAUAAAAAAUAAAAACACAAUAACGCAGGGAGUACGCCAGAUGUUAUAAAAUACAUUGUAUAUUGUACAGAAUAAAUUGAAAUGUCUGAAUGUCAUUAAUAAAAACGAUUCCAGUA
Molecule: messenger RNA, 6067 nt
Organism: Helicoverpa zea (corn earworm)
Lineage: Eukaryota; Metazoa; Arthropoda; Insecta; Lepidoptera; Noctuidae
Exons: 6
Coding region: 155-1009 (284 amino acids)
Source: RefSeq, a predicted model, not a curated record